Molecule: messenger RNA, 1506 nt
Organism: Varanus komodoensis (Komodo dragon)
Lineage: Eukaryota; Metazoa; Chordata; Lepidosauria; Squamata; Varanidae
Gene: NAA80
Product: N-alpha-acetyltransferase 80, NatH catalytic subunit
Exons: 2
Coding region: 122-1144 (340 amino acids)
Biological process (GO): protein acetylation
Cellular component (GO): cytoplasm
Molecular function (GO): N-acetyltransferase activity; acetyl-CoA binding
Source: RefSeq, a predicted model, not a curated record
GCGCCGGGAGCCUCGGGCGGCGGGGCGAGCGGAGCGCGUGGCCCGCGGCGAGCAUGCCUGUGCCAAGCUCUCUUGUGUCACUUGUAAAGUUCCAUCACUUGGUCUCCUGGUAGUGAGAAGAAUGGGUUCGAUUUCAGAGAUGCUCACUGCCAUCCCCCUUCACCAGAGGCCUGAUCUCUUGGAGGCCUGUGCUGACCUCAUCAAUGAAGAAUGGAAAAAGAGCAAGACUUCACGCCUCCACUCCCUGCAGAGAUCCAGUGACAACUUCCCCACAUGCCUGGUGCUGAUUCGGACUCCAAAGACAGUGGAGGAAACCGCUGAUGGGAAGAUGGCCAAGAGCCAGAGCCAGCUCCUGGGGCACGCCAGGCUGUCCCGGGUGGUCAGCCAGCCAAAGAGCUUAUUUGUGGAGACAGUGGUGGUCGCCAAGGCCCUCCGUGGGAAGGGCUAUGGCCGGAAGUUGAUGGAAGCUGUCGAGAGCUAUGCUACGUCUCGGGGCUAUCGGCGUCUGCACCUCACCACCCAUGACAAACAGCAUUUUUAUGCCCACCUGGGUUUUGUCUUGUCCACGCCUGUUCAGUGUGCCGGAUUCAUGAGUUCCAUCGUGCCUUUGGGGUUUUUGGAGAGUUUGUCUCCCUCACAGCCUGGCAGGGAACUCCAUGCAGCCUCUGCGAAACAUCAUCCAAGUGCAUCUUACAGCAGGAGGUCAGGGGCAGAUCUCCCUGUGUUGCCAAGUGCUACACCCCUUUACUCCUCCUCCGUUUGCUCCCCAGCCUCUUCUCCCAGACUUCCUCCGUUGACUCCUGCUAGUUCUUACCAUUCAGCAUCAGUUACAGGUUCACCACCUCAGCCAUCGGCUUCUGGAUUUUCCCGUAGCUCUUUGCAGCCUGUUAAUGCUUCUGUUCCUUCAUCAACAUCAGCCUCCAUCCCUCUCUCUGCUAGCUGCUAUGGUGCCACAAGUCUUCUGCUGCCACCCCCUCCCCCUCCUGUACCUCCCUCGACGGUCCUUUCGCCAGGCCAUGCAGACUCCCAUAAGCCUGCCUCUUCUAGCCCUUCAGGGAUCAAAACCCAGGGACAGUUGUUGGUAGACACGCCAUAUCGUGACCUGAAAGGUCAGCCUAUAUUCUGGAUGGAGAAAGACAUCUAAUCUUUUCAUCGUGUGCCAGAGUGGUGAUGAAAAUGAAAUGGUAACUGGAAGAAAAGCAGGAAGACUCUUACAAGGAAUACCUGGCUUCAUAGAUGCAAUGAGAAAUGGUCAUUUUGAAACGAAUAAGUUAAACGAUCCAGCCUCCCACAGCUCUAAUUUAGCUGAUUCCUUUCUGGGGAAGAGCCCAUUUUGAUGCCAUGAGAAUGUCAAGAUGCUAAGACAAUGCUCUCGAUCUUUUGAAUGCAUUUCCAAGGCCACUGCCCAUUGUAUUCUGAGGGCUGUUGCCAUCGCCAAGUGGGUAUCAUAUAUUUCAAUGCAUUUGUCUGAUUUCAUUUUAUCAAUAAACAAAGAUCUGACCUGUC